UCACGGAUGAGUUAUUGACAGACAUGGCAACGUUUGACACGAAGAAGAAGGAUUUUGAUCUGGUGGUUGUUUUAGAAGCUUUUCAGCGAUGUCGCCAGAGCGACGAUACGUUGGUGUUGAGGGAGUACCUAAGGGCGUUCACGGAAAUGUGCAGAUUUUUCAAGCUCACCGGCACAUUGUUUGGUUUUGUUGCGAGGGACUUGGAAGACAAAAUCAGAAUUCUAAACGAGCACCUGGCGGCUGACGAAGUCCACUACGUCACAGUGCAGUCGAUGAUCCAACACGAGGUCGACCAUGACCUUACGAAGGUCAUUAGGGGCAAUCUGAAGUCAGGGUCAAGGACGUUGCUGAGGUUACAUCGAGCUUUGGAAUUUAUUCUGGUUUUUAUGUCUCGAUUAAGGACAGGGGAAGAAAACGAGAAAUCUUCUGUGAUAGCUUCUGAAGUUUAUAACCAGACUUUGUCCCGAUUCAAUACAUGGAUCCUCCGGAAAAUGGCCGGAGUAGCGAUGUACAUGCUUCCCUCGAAAAAGAGCCUGAUUGACGUCAUGUGUAAACAAGACUAUGAAUCCGUUAUGCGCACGCUCGGAGAGGUGGUGACUUCCGGUCAGCCUCUUUAUGACAUCACGCAGAGAGUGUAUGAAGACAAAGAUCUCCUGGAGCUUCCGUAGCCUCUUCACGGAAGAGUUUAACCAGUGACGUUAUAUGUGUUUGUUUUUUGUCGGCAUUGAACCGUUGCCGAUGUUUCUUUGUGUGUAAAAUGUAAUGACAUGAAAGGACUCGGUCGUUCAAAAACAUCUUCUCCAAGUUCGAGGUCAAAGCAAGGCCAGACCAUUAAAUGUGUAUGUAUAUUAAUAAACUCGUAACCGUGUUAUGAAACUUUUUAUGCAGCUUUUUAUAAAAUGAAAGGUUGUGUGCUACAGUAUUAUAAAUUGCAUAUGUUGGGCAACUUCUGUGUUCGCCAGUCUUAACGUUUACGAUCAACGUCACUGUGCUACACAUUACGUCGAUACCUCGUGAUUUUUCCAAACUACUAUUGGCCACAGAGUCUUGAAUGGGUGAGUGAGUAUUGCUAAACGCCGAAUGUCUGGAAUUCCGAGGUGUGGCGAAUGACUAAAUGCGAACGAUUAAUGUUUUGAUUGUCAACUGUUUUCACUCAAGAAAGAAUUAUUUUUCCUGAAUAAAUGGGUUUAUUUUCUUGUA
This is a messenger RNA of Haliotis rubra (blacklip abalone), 1200 nucleotides long. Its product is annotated as ceramide-1-phosphate transfer protein-like. The transcript has 2 exons. Bases 24 to 668 code for a protein of 214 amino acids. Gene Ontology annotation, molecular function: ceramide 1-phosphate transfer activity; ceramide 1-phosphate binding. Lineage: Eukaryota; Metazoa; Mollusca; Gastropoda; Lepetellida; Haliotidae. Gene Ontology annotation, biological process: intermembrane lipid transfer; ceramide transport. The record is from RefSeq and is a predicted model, not a curated record. Gene Ontology annotation, cellular component: membrane; cytosol; cytoplasm.